AUGGGCAGGAUUAUCUUUUACGAGGACAGGAAUUUCCAAGGUCGUAGUUAUGAGUGCAGCAAUGACUGCACAGACCUUCACUCCUACUUUAGCCGCUGUAACUCCAUCAGGGUGGAGAGUGGCUGCUUCAUGAUCUAUGAAAGGCCAAAUUAUAUGGGCCACCAGUAUUUCAUGAGAAAGGGCGAGUAUCCUGACUACCAGAGAUGGAUGGGCUUCAGCAGCUGCAUUCGAUCUUGUCGCGUGAUUCCAAUGGUAAGCUUGGGCUCAUACAGAUUAAGGAUCUAUGAGAAGACCGACUUUAAUGGUCACAUGAUGGAGUUCAUGGAUGAUUGCCCCUGUGUGUCUGACCGCUUCCACCACCGCCAUGUGUACUCCUGUAAUGUGAUGAAUGGCUACUGGAUCUUCUAUGAAUACCCCAAUUACAGGGGCAGACAGUACUUCCUGAGGCCUGGAGAGUACAGGAGGUACCGCGACUGGAGUGCUACCUGUGCCAUUGUUGGCUCCUUCAGACGUGUCACUGAUUUUUAG
Messenger RNA from Pygocentrus nattereri (red-bellied piranha), 528 nucleotides. Its product is annotated as gamma-crystallin M2-like. NCBI's taxonomy places the organism in Eukaryota, Metazoa, Chordata, Actinopteri, Characiformes, Serrasalmidae. Gene Ontology annotation, biological process: visual perception; lens development in camera-type eye. The transcript has 3 exons. The coding region runs from base 1 to 528 and encodes 175 amino acids. Gene Ontology annotation, molecular function: structural constituent of eye lens. The record is from RefSeq and is a predicted model, not a curated record.